Messenger RNA from Calidris pugnax (ruff), 1975 nucleotides. It is a transcript of the gene BARX2, whose product is annotated as BARX homeobox 2. The transcript has 4 exons. Gene Ontology annotation, cellular component: nucleus. The record is from RefSeq and is a predicted model, not a curated record. The coding region runs from base 130 to 945 and encodes 271 amino acids. Gene Ontology annotation, biological process: regulation of transcription by RNA polymerase II. Gene Ontology annotation, molecular function: RNA polymerase II transcription regulatory region sequence-specific DNA binding; DNA-binding transcription factor activity, RNA polymerase II-specific. NCBI's taxonomy places the organism in Eukaryota, Metazoa, Chordata, Aves, Charadriiformes, Scolopacidae.
GGCAGCGCUGGGAGGAGGCGGUGGAGAAAGGGUUGGUUGGGGUUUUGGGGUUUUUAGGGUCGGGGGGGUGCCCAUGCCCGGCCGGCAGAGGCUCUGGCAGCCCCCGCAGCCCCCGCGGGUCGCCCCGCCAUGCACUGCCAGCCCCAGGCUCGGCUGGUGGCUCCCGGCCGUCCCAAGGCAGGCAGGAGGCGCUACAAGACCUUCAUGAUCGACGAGAUCCUUUCCAAGGAAACCUGCGAUUACUUCGAGAAACUUUCCCUCUAUUCCGUCUGUCCGUCCCUCCUCGUUCGGCCAAAACCUCUCCACUCCUGCGCCGGUUCCCCUUCUCUGAGGGCGUAUCCUCUCAUCUCCGUCAUCACCAGGCAGCCUUCCGUGGUCCCUCACCUGGUCCCAGCUGCCACCAGCUCCCGUGUGCUGCCAGCCCAGCCCUCCCCGGGGACCACAAGCUCCGAGACCCCCGCCAGUGAGGCUCAUGCCAGCAGCGAGUCGGAGGCAGAGCAGCCCGCACCGCGGUUAAAAAAGCCACGCCGGAGCAGGACCAUCUUCACCGAGCUCCAGCUGAUGGGCUUGGAGAAGAAGUUCCAGAAGCAGAAGUAUCUCUCUACCCCCGACAGGCUUGACUUGGCCCAGUCGUUGGGGCUGACUCAGCUCCAGGUGAAGACGUGGUACCAGAACCGUAGGAUGAAGUGGAAGAAAAUGGUUCUGAAAGGUGGACAGGAGGCUCCAACGAAGCCCAAAGGCCGGCCAAAGAAAAACUCCAUUCCCACCUCGGAGGAAAUCGAAGCGGAAGAGAAGAUGAACAGCCAGGCGCAGAGUCAGGAGGCAUCUCAAGCUCCUGAGGAGCCUAAAGUGACAGAGGAGAAGCCCGAAGUCUCUUUGGAGACAGAGAAGUCUCCAGAACAUAUACCAGAACCCUCCUCAGAGGAGACUACGCCAUUAAGUUAAAAGGGAAAGUGAGGAGGGAAAGGGCGGGGGGAGGAAAGAAAAGCAACAAAAAGAUAAGAGAAAAACCAAAACCAAAUAUAUAUAUGUAUAUAUAUAUAUUUAAAUAUGUAUGUAAUUGUGUGUGUGUACAUAUAUAUAUAAAUAUAUAUAUAUAUAUGUAGGCCUUGUGUAUAAGUCUAAAGAUUGGUCACUUUGUGCCUUUGGGAAUCAGCCAUCAUGGGCCACGGUGGAACAAAGACACCCCGUGGUGUCUCUCCUCGGGGCUGGAGAGAAACCACCUCUAGAAGCCUGAGACAGCUCCUGGCAAGGAAAAGAAGGUCCAGGGCUCCUUCCAUGCUGCGGGAGGCACAUGCGUGGUCUUAGGACUGCUCUGGAGGGUGCAGCGCGUUCGCUUGACUUUAUCCUUGCCUUUUAAAGUAGUGGAAAUGGAUGGAGAACUUGGUCUGGUCUCAGAUGGGGGACAGGUGAGAAAUGGGGAGCUCUGAUAGCACCAUUUCAUCGCGUAACCAGCACUUAUUUCUGCUAGGGAUGGGCCCAACUUUGGCAGUUUUAGGAAGGAGUCCAGACCCCUGGGUUUGCUUUGGCCUAGUGUAAAGGUCAAAGCUUCCGAAGCGAGAUUCAUACCCCGGGUCAGCGUUUGGAUUUCAGCUCCCGUGGUUGUUUGGGUGCCGUAUCCGUGAAUUUGCAGUGAUCCAGGACAAAAACUUUGAAUGGAACAAUGGGGGUUUGGAUUUGAGUCUGCUCCAAAAGCUUUGGGAUGCUUGGAUCUGGGAUUUUUGCUUUGGGCCCCCUUCUAAUUUUUGUAGGGUUUUUUUUUAAAGAACAUAUAAAUGUUUUCAGGGUUUGGGGAGAACGAUGGAUUUAAGAAGUUGCUGCAGAAAGUUCGCAUUUGUUUAAGAUGUGUGCCAAGAAUAGAUGUGCAUCAUGUUUCAUAAAGUCUUGUUAAGGGUGCAUUUUGCCCAAAGGCUGCAAGAGAUGUAUUAAGAUAACCUUUAUUUUUUAAUUAAAAAUUAAAUAUAUAAAUAAAACA